Aspergillus wentii DTO 134E9 is the source of this 2598-nucleotide messenger RNA. It is a transcript of the gene pakA, whose product is annotated as mitogen-activated protein kinase kinase kinase kinase STE20. Bases 1 to 2598 code for a protein of 865 amino acids. Gene Ontology annotation, biological process: intracellular signal transduction; protein phosphorylation; regulation of MAPK cascade. Gene Ontology annotation, molecular function: ATP binding; protein serine/threonine kinase activity. The transcript is spliced from 4 exons. Lineage: Eukaryota; Fungi; Ascomycota; Eurotiomycetes; Eurotiales; Aspergillaceae. Gene Ontology annotation, cellular component: cytoplasm. The record is from RefSeq and is a predicted model, not a curated record.
AUGAACCAAGACAGUUUCUCUUCUUUAAAAUUCCGACGAACAUCUAGCAGACUUUCCAAGGACUCUCCUAGCUUCAGCUCGCGCAUUUUGAAGAGUCACCAGAGCAACACGUCAUUGAAACGACACCCCUCCGCGCCCGUCUACCCACGUUCUUCAGCCAGUGGGAGUCGAGAGCAUUCACGGACGAGAUCUAACGCUUACGGUUCCUCUUCAUCCUCGCUCGACCAGAGCAGCGCAGGUCCAUCUCCAGUUGCUGGCAACGAAUCCAACUACUUUCCCAGCGGUUACAAUCCCGCCAAACCCCGGCCACCCCACCCCGGACGCUUCUCCCUCAACGAACAAAGCUCAGAUGAAGUAGUCGGCGCCCCGUUUGAAUCACGGGGCAUGCUCAGUGCAUUGGAAGAGACCACCGCAGAGUCUGACAGGCAAUCCGACAGACAAUCUCAACGGCUAUCUUUCAGACAAUCUUUUAAACCUCCCCCAACUUUACGCGCCCCCCACACCAGUCCCGAUACUCGAGGGCUCAGACAAUCUGCCAGCUUUACAGCGCUACAGAACCGAAUGGAUAACCUAUUUCCUAGCCGGACCGAAAAUGACAGGACGCCGAAUACGAACCGGUAUUCCGACGAGGGGAACGGCUCGAACCCAAAGCCCUCCUCGGGCUCGAGACGGAAUAAGAAGAGCAGCUUUUCCUCCUUUGUCAACAGCAUGCUUCCCUCUCCCCGAGGCAUCAAGAUAUCCGCCCCUGAGAAUCCGGUCCAUGUAACUCAUGUCGGUUACGAUAACCAGACAGGCCAAUUCACCGGCCUGCCCAAGGAAUGGCAACGGCUACUGCAGGAAAAUGGUAUUUCGAAGAAGGAGCAGGAGGAGCACCCCCAGACCAUGGUCGAUAUCAUGAGAUUCUACGAAAAGAAUGCUCAAGGCGAUGAUGAAGUUUGGCACAAGUUUGACCAUGCGUAUGCUCACCAUCAAACUGCCACAAGUCCGAUCGUCCAACCGGUCGCUGCGACAUCGUCAUCCCAAGGCCAGCGAAGUGGUUCGCCCCCUGGAAGUCCCCGAUUCCCGCAAAACCAUGAAGGCAGUUUCGAAAACCCACGGGCGCCCCCUCCUAUUCCUCGCGGGGCUCCGACAGGUCCCCAGGUUCCCCAGGCCAUGUCUCCACCGCUGGGCGGCCUCAUACCUAACCGAGCACCUCCCAAGCCCCCGACUCCAGCGAACAUGACCCCGGCCAGGCCUCCCCCUCAGCCCCCUGUUUCAAACCAGUAUACUGGUGUCCCAGCACGCCCUGCCCAGGAAGACUAUGCCCCUCAAUAUGGAACGCCCCCUAUCCCGGAAACCCAGCAAUUCCCCUCCGAAUCACAGCGGAGCAGAUCGAACUCGAAGGCAAGUGUCUCAGGACCAUGGUCCCCGCCGGUUUCUUCGCCGACCCAAUACCAGCAACAGCAGGAGCAGGCAAUGGUUGCCGCCCAACAAGCAAUUGCAAGCAAGCAACUAGACCGGACUCGCAGUCAGCGUCAGCAGCCACAGCUGCAGCUGCAACCGCUGCAGCAUCAGUCCCCUCGACCAGAACAAAAGCAUCCCGCCCCUCCGCAACAUGCUUCUCCCACUGCGGAUCCCUCGGGAUACCAGUCUCAAGACCCCCGCACUGCACCUGCUGCUCGACCUCGGCAACGGCCUCGCCAGAGCAAUGCGAUGGAUAUCAGAUCGAGAUUGCUUGCUAUUUGCACACCUGGUGACCCAACCAAAUUGUACUACAACCUUUGCAAAAUCGGUCAAGGUGCAUCGGGUGGUGUAUUCACCGCAUACCAGAAUGGCACGAACAGCUGUGUUGCUAUUAAGCAAAUGAACUUGGACCUUCAGCCUAAAAAGGAUCUCAUCAUCAAUGAGAUCCUUGUGAUGAAGGACAGCAAGCACAAGAACAUUGUCAAUUUUCUGGAUAGUUACCUUCAUGGACUCGAUCUUUGGGUCGUUAUGGAAUACAUGGAGGGCGGCAGUCUCACUGAUGUAGUCACAUUUAACAUCAUGAGUGAAGGACAGAUUGCAGCUGUUUGCAGAGAGACUUUGAAUGGAUUGCAGCACCUUCACUCCAAAGGUGUCAUCCACCGCGACAUUAAAUCUGAUAACAUCCUUCUCUCGAUGGAGGGCAAUAUCAAAUUGACCGAUUUUGGUUUCUGUGCACAGAUCAACGAUUCGCAGAACAAGCGGAACACCAUGGUCGGAACGCCAUACUGGAUGGCCCCGGAGGUCGUCACCAGGAAGGAGUAUGGCCGCAAGGUUGAUAUCUGGAGUUUGGGCAUUAUGGCAAUCGAGAUGAUUGAGGGUGAACCCCCUUAUCUCACAGAGUCUCCUCUGCGGGCACUCUACUUGAUCGCUACGAAUGGAACCCCUACUAUCAAGGACGAGCAUAACCUCUCCCCGGUAUUCAGGGACUUCCUCCACCUUGCACUGAAAGUAGAUCCUGAAAAGAGAGCCUCAGCCCAUGACCUAUUGAAGCAUCCAUUCAUGACCCUCUGCGCACCGCUCUCCCACCUGUCGCCUCUUGUCAAGGCUGCUCGGGUUAGCAGAGCACAAGAAAAGGCUCAGAAGGGAGGUGCUUAG